Molecule: messenger RNA, 1764 nt
Organism: Dermacentor silvarum
Lineage: Eukaryota; Metazoa; Arthropoda; Arachnida; Ixodida; Ixodidae
Exons: 7
Coding region: 116-1195 (359 amino acids)
Molecular function (GO): transcription cis-regulatory region binding
Source: RefSeq, a predicted model, not a curated record
UUGAACUUGUGUGUUUGAUCUGAAGUAGUUUAUAUGCUUUUGAAGUUUGAAGUAGUCAUGUUGCAUCAUCGAUGGUUGCAGGCAAUUGCAGCUGUGUUUCCACACACUUGCAAGCAUGGCUGCACCGUUGUGGAAGAAACCGUGUAUCUGGACAAAGGUGUCAAGUUUCACCCUUGACAGCGUGCAGAUGCCGAGACGCUUCACGGGCAAGCUUUUCCAGUUUCUGUUCACACACUUGGAGCUGGGCACAUUUGGCGAGCGGCUUCGCUGGCUCGACAGGGAAUCGGGAAUCUUCCAGCUACUCUGGAAGCAUGGCAAUGGCUCAACCGUAACACCUGAGGAGGACUUCGCCCUGUUCUUGGCCUGGCACAGAGUAAAGGCGAGACGAAAGCCAUGUGAUGGAACGGGGGCGAAGCAGAGGUUUCGUGCCGCGACAUCAAAAAUGCGUUUGGAACUGGUGAAAAACUGGCAAGGCAUCUCUCCUGAAAAGAACUUCCAGUUCCGGCGGUUCCCAAAGGACGACUUAGAAUUAAAAACCAGGACACCUGUGCAUGCCAUGCGUAACACUGAUUGCUGGGAAGUGCCUUUUUGCAGAAAUAAAUAUGAGUACUUGUUCAAGCACAUUGACUUGGAUCAGGAGGUACCAGGAUUCAAGAGGCACUUAAACCUCGACUCAAUGCCACUUUCGCCAAACAUGGCAGACACGCCAGACUCGAGUCCGAGUCCUCCACAGUCGGCUUCGAAUCCCCAAAACACAAGGCCAAGCUCUCCAGGCGCAACGCUUGUGCCUUCAGGCGUGGUGGUGAAGAUUGAGCCACCAGAUGAUCCACCCGAUGAUCCACCUGAUGAUGUGUUUGAUGAUAUGCCCGAUUAUCUGCCCAAACAUGCAUUCAAGGACCACGUGCCCGGUGUGCCUCACUCCGAUCCUUCAUCUGCUUUUCAACAGAGCAAUCAUAUGCAAGGAAGAACGAGAAUGGUACUGAGUCCGGAAGGAGGCUGGCUACAAGGCUUUUCAUGGGGAACGACAGCUCUUCACCACAGGCUGCACCACUAUCUUUUGCUGAUACUGGAGCUGCAGAAGACGAUGCUUCUGGCAUACCAGAUAUGGGGGAUGCUUAACCGAAUUGACGAGGAAAGAUCUCGAAAUGUGAAACGGGUAUUGCUUGUCGAAUACUUUGUGCAACAAAUUUCCUAGAGCUUUCUUACGCGAUACUCUUGAAGUUAAACUGACAUGCAAGUAUGAAAAAAAACUAAAAAUUGUAUAAGGGGGGGGGACAGUGCUGUAGUGAUAGCACACAUGCUGUAUUUUCAAGACUGUUUGUAUGUAGGGAGAACUUGCAGAACAGCAAAGGCACAGGGGCACAAUCCGCAUUAUCUCAACACAAGUGCACUUAGGUGUCAUUUGUUACUAUUUAUCGUGUACCUGUUUCUUGGCUGUACUUCAAGCUUUCUCAGGAAUAGAUUACCAAUGUGCCCAGGCCUAAAACUUGUCGAUACUUUGUCCUUUCCUCUUCAGUUUGCUUUCUAGAGGUGAGUGUUAGGCAUAACUAGCCGAGUUAUUUGCCAACUAUGCUUGGAAUUCUAGGAAUGAAUGACAGAUGAAACAUAUGUACUGUACAGUGCGGUCUUUUGGUAACAAUAAUCACAUGCCAGAAAAUUUCAUCAUUAUAGCCGACUAUUGUUACACAGGGUGUUACAGCAAUGAAUGUCUGAUUAUUAAUAGAAAGGGAUUCGAGACAAAAGGAUAAUUUUUGCUGGCCAAGA